AUGCUAUCGCCUUUCGCUCUUUUGGCCUUCUCGACCGUCCUCCUCACUUCUGGACAGAAGGCGCACGCGAAAGAUGCCCAAAGACCGCUGAAGAGUGCGCAGGAAAGGGCAAAGAUACUCGCAGCAUGUCCAGCAUACGAGCACUAUGCCAGGUUUCCACAUCCACCCUUCUCCGAAGGUCCCAUGGCGCUUCCCUUCCAGCGUCCUGCUCCCCUAUGUCGAACCUUCGAGUCGGAUCUAGUCGAAGACAUUAUUGAACACAUGAACCAACACAUGCUGGACAAGGAUCUGGCUAGGAUCUUUGAGAACGCCUUUCCCAACACACUGGACACCACAGUACGAUGGCACGUCGAUGGUACCGACAAGUCCACCCACAAGAGCAGCGAUGGCGCAUGGCAAGGUCCACAAUCUUUCAUCGUCACAGGAGACAUCAAUGCAGAGUGGCUUCGGGAUUCGACAAACCAACUGGCGCAAUAUCAGAGGCUUGCCAACAAGGACAAGUCUAUAGAGAUGCUGAUCCUCGGUGCAAUCAAUACCCAGGCCGAAUAUGUCAUCGAAUCGCCAUAUUGCAACGCCUUUCAACCACCGCCGCCCAGCCGUCUGGCUCCAUCCAACAAUGGCCAGGAGGACGUAGUACAUCCAGCAUACGAGCCUUCCAAGGUCUUUGAGUGCAAGUACGAGCUAGACUCGGUCGCCCAUUUCCUGUCUUUGUCCAAUCAAUUCUACAACCACACAGGCUCCACUGCUUUCUUGACCCCAAGAUGGUACACAGCUUUGGAUACUUUGCUCGCCUUGCUGGAUGAGCAGGCAAAACCCACCUUCAAUGCAGAGACUGGUGUCUUCCAACAUAAUGAAUACACUUUCAGACGCCGUACAGAUGCUGGUACAGAAACGCUCAGCUUGUCUGGUAAUGGAAAUCCUCUGAACAACGGGACUGGCCUCGUCAGAAGUGCCUUUAGACCAAGCGAUGACGCCACAAUUCUUGGCUUUUUCAUUCCUGCCAAUGCCAUGAUGGCGGUUGAGCUGAAACGAGCUUCAACCAUGUUGGUAAAGGCUGGUAAGCUCAAGCUUGCGGCAGAUCUCAAGAAACGUGGUCAAUUAAUGGAGGAAGGUGUAUGGGAGCACGGCGUAGUCUCGCACAAGAAGUACGGCUCCGUUUUUGCUUUCGAAGUUGAUGGUUAUGGUUCUUCGAUCAUAAUGGAUGAUGCAAACUUGCCCUCGCUACUCGCACUACCACUUCUUGGUUUCGUGUCAAGGGACGACAAGACGUAUCAAAACACGCGUCGGAUGAUACUUGAGAAGAAUGGCAAUCCAUACUAUCUUUCUGGCAAGGCAUUCAAGGGAAUUGGAGGUCCUCAUAUAGGACUGCAGAAUGCCUGGCCUAUGAGUUUGCUUGUACAAGCAAUGACUUCGGAUGACGAUGAGGAGAUUGAGGAUGCGCUCUCUACCGUCAAACGCGUCAGUCAUCUGGGUCUAGUACAUGAAAGUAUUCAUGUUGAACGCGGAAGAGAGUAUACUCACAUUGGUAAUGCCAGAGUUGCGGGCAUGUCCAAGAGCCUCGGGAUCAGCUCUGGACAAUUCGAUUGGCUCCUCACUGGGUUCUACAUAUCCUACAUCUGCUUCGAGUGGAUGACUUUAUUGUAA
Molecule: messenger RNA, 1644 nt
Organism: Aureobasidium subglaciale EXF-2481
Lineage: Eukaryota; Fungi; Ascomycota; Dothideomycetes; Dothideales; Saccotheciaceae
Product: glycoside hydrolase family 125 protein
Exons: 3
Coding region: 1-1644 (547 amino acids)
Biological process (GO): carbohydrate metabolic process
Source: RefSeq, a predicted model, not a curated record